AUGGUGCGCCAGGUGCUCCUGAUCCUUUGUCUUGGUGCGGCUGUGGGGGAGAUCUGUGGAGUGGGAGAUGGCAUCUGUUUGGAAGCCAUCAUGAGGAGACGCUUCGCCAACAAGAAAUGGCAAGCAAACCGUACGGUGACCUACGACUUGCAACAGCACCUGCUCGAGCUCCUUUUGACGGCCCCGAGCGCUCUCAACACACAACCCGGCAGACUGGUCGUUGUUGACACGGAGGAGUCGAAGCGGCGGCUUGCGGAGGCCAUGGACGGCCCCAACCCUCACCACGUGCUCGAGUCCUCCUUCUCAGUGGUCUUCGCCGCUGAUCCCGAGCCUUCUCUUCCUGCAGAUGCUCCACGCUUCUUUGCCCAAGUGCUGAGGGAUGUGUCCCUGGCCCAGGCAUGCAGCGAUCAAGCUUGGGCCGAGAAGCAGGUGAUGCUCCAGGCGGCAUACUUCCUCCUGGCAGCGACGGAACACGGGCUGGCCACGAACCCCAUGGAGGGCUUCAAAUCCAAAGCAGCGGUGCGGGAGGCCGUGGGCUUGCCAGACAACUACGGUGUCGCUGUAGUCGUGUCCGUGGGAUAUGCCCAGCAAGAAGUGGCACAGGCAUCCAGACGGUACGUGGGGCGGCCAGUGCUGCCAGUGAGACUCCGGAAGAGGUGCGUGGAAGCAUCCAUCUGCCCUGUAUUCCUGAUCCUCUUUGCAGGCAAAGCCAUCAAGGAGUCCGUCUCAACUCGAACUUGCAAGCAUCACAGUGUGCUGGUUGCCAGCACUUCAUACAUGAACUUAAUCCCGCUGCAGAGAGAUGGUGACGUGUUUUCGCUCAGAGUCGAGUUUUUUCAGGCUGCUGUCGCCUUGAAGCAGCGCGUGUGGUCGCAGUUCGUGUUGCCAAAGGUCAAGUCCUUCCAUCAGAUGCUGAUGCUGUGCGGAGACACGACAAUGCAGCUGCGCCCGCUUGGCCCAUCUGGGCCAGUUGUCCAUUGCAUCCAGAGUGGCGCAGAGAUGGCAAAGAUGUUUCGGGACAACCCAAACAAGCUGUUGCGGUUCAAUCCCUUGGAUGUGCAGCAUUUACCUGGUCCUCUUGGGAAAUUCAUGUCCUUGGACGACAGCUUAAUGCAAGUCGUCGACGGAAUUGCUGGUACUUACUCCGACUUUGACUUGGUCUUAGCUAUUUGUGUAUUGCGUUGUUUUCCCAUUGGCCCUGACCGCGAGCAGCUGAAGAGUCAUAUUGUCACCUUCGGGAAGCGCUUCAGCGACCAGAAAGUGCUGGACAGAAUGUACAAGGACCUGCGAAAGCACUUCGAGACUUUCUCCAUGGAGGGUGGAGAGAAAUCCAAGAACCUGUUCGAUGUGAUUCAGCGGACCAUCGUGGCUGUGCUCCUUUCCGAGAUGUUCGGCUGUUCUUUGCCAGACGAUGUGAUGCUGGACGUGACACCAGCAAGGCUGCAAGAGCUCGCCAACAAGGUAUUUGGUGCUUUGCCAAACGGCCCUGCAGCGAAGGACUGGAAAAUGCUCAAGAGGGUCGUGGACCACAUGACCGCAGAGGCUGUUGAAGGAAGCAUGGCUUGGCAUUUGAGGGACACCUACGAGGGCAAGCCGAAGGAGAAGGAGGGAACAAUCCGAAGCAACAUGCUCGUGCUGCUCCUGAUUGGGGCACAGAGUAUGGCCAACGGAGCCUACUGGCUGACCCUCUGCCUGCAAGAUCCGGAUCGCUUGUCACGCUUACGCAGGGGCGACGGCAAGCUUGCUGACGUCUUGGUGGAAGAGAUGCGGCGACACCCGCCAAGUGCGCCCAUACUGAUGCCCUACAAAGUCAUUAGUGCUUUCACAGACAACGGCAUGGACUUCCGUGAGCGCGACAUUGUGGUCAUCUCGCCACCAUG
Symbiodinium necroappetens is the source of this 1880-nucleotide messenger RNA. The record is from the annotation of a GenBank genome assembly. NCBI's taxonomy places the organism in Eukaryota, Dinophyceae, Suessiales, Symbiodiniaceae.